Aspergillus wentii DTO 134E9 is the source of this 327-nucleotide messenger RNA. Its product is annotated as PHF5 family protein. Gene Ontology annotation, cellular component: U2 snRNP; precatalytic spliceosome; catalytic step 2 spliceosome. The record is from RefSeq and is a predicted model, not a curated record. Gene Ontology annotation, biological process: mRNA splicing, via spliceosome. Bases 1 to 327 code for a protein of 108 amino acids. Lineage: Eukaryota; Fungi; Ascomycota; Eurotiomycetes; Eurotiales; Aspergillaceae. The transcript has a single exon.
AUGUCUCGCCAUCACCCCGAUCUUGUCAUGUGCCGCAAGCAACCUGGCAUCUCCAUCGGUCGUCUUUGCGAUAAAUGCGACGGCAAGUGCCCCGUGUGCGACUCGUACGUGCGCCCGACUACCCUGGUCCGAAUCUGCGACGAGUGUUCGUUCGGAAACUACCAGAACAAGUGCAUCGUCUGCGGUGGCGAGGGCAUCAGUGACGCGUUCUACUGUUUCGAAUGUACGCGACUGGAGAAGGAUCGAGAUGGGUGUCCGAAGAUUAUAAACCUGGGAAGUUCGAGGACGGAUUUAUUCUACCAAAAGAAGAGUUUUCGGAAUCAUUGA